GCAUUCGAGGAUGCAGUGACCUAUGCCGAAAAGUUUCCCAAUCUGCUGCAAUGGGUUUUCAGUGCACAACACCUCGUCACUUCAGAGAGUCUGGCCCACCUUGCACGUGCGUGUCCGCUGAUUACUCACAUGGACACAUCACAUAUCGCCCACAGCUGGUUGUGCCAAGCUGAGGUGUACACUAACAUGCUGCAAUACUGGCCUAACCUGAGGUCUCUGAGUGUGACGGAGUCUUCGGUGUUGGCUGGAGUAGACCUGUCGUGCCUGGCGGAGCUCAGAAUGUGGGGUGAGCUCUGUAUAGACAUCCAGUCACAUAGCCUUCGCAUCCUGGAAGCUGCAUGCUGUAGUUCGAUACCGAAUCUGCUGAAGAACUGCCCGAACCUGAGCGAACUGAUUGUGAAAGGCUCCACAGUUACUUUCGAGCUACACUCAGCGCAUCUGCACACGUUGGCUGUGGAGGGCGUUGCUUGCAAGGGUGCACUCGACCACUGCAUGGCGCUUACUGAUCUGGAUGUGGAUUGGAUACUUCAUCCACGCGAGAGGGGUACUACACAUGAUGACACGGAAGAUGAUGAGAGUCGGCUGACAUCAAGUUUGCAUACGUUGGCCGACAAUGUACAGUCAUUGCAAGGGCAAGGGGACUCGAGCUCUAGUCGUGCUGUAUGGCCGCGGUCUCGGGAUACCGAUGAAAGAAAUGGAAUACAGAGAGGCUCUCAAAGGAAUGGAAUGCUCGACACAGCAAGCACGGGUAGUGCUACAGCUGGCGAAGUUAGCGCAGAUACAAACAGAGUGGACAGGAAUAUUCAUUCGUAUCUUCACCCAAGCAUUCAGACACUAACGUACCGGGGAAUUCUGUUGAAAAGUAGGAUGUUGGAAUGUUUUCCGAAUAUAUGCCGACUAGUUUGUCCCAGUAUAGAUACCCAGCUUGAAGCAGGAUUCCACUCAAUCGCACUCACCAGUAUAACCCUGGAGGCCGCAAUGCCAAAGAACUACUCACUGCCACACUUAGAGUCGUUGACAUGUUCGAAUUCGGUGGGAAGGCUGAGAUUACCGGCACUGACACUGCUGCACGUGUACUCUUUCUACAGUAAGCGUGCGCUUGUGGAGACCAUUGCGUCGUGCCCACUGCUGAGUAUAAUAUGUACCAUACAUGGCAACCCCUGGAACAGCGUGAAUCCCUGGGUCCAUCCAUCCAACAAGAUCUGGCAAGAAAUUCGAGAUCUAGAGCACUCCAGGAAUGUGAGAUUUGUAGUCAGUGGCUGGAAUCGAGGCAUCAUGCCGGACGAGUUCGAGCAGAUGCGCAAAGAAUACCGGGUGGGAUACACAGCAGAGUGGAUAGAACGAUGACGAGUAGUUAAUCAAGUAAUUAAAGCCCCCUCAUACAUGGGCUUAUAUAUUUGAAAGUUACACCGAUAAUUGAUCAGAGAGAUGUUAACUAUACUUAUAUAUAGAUUCUUAGUGAGCGUCGUACAGACUGUGAUUUGAGGCCCGGCGUGUGAGCUUGAUUGUGAUCCUCUGGUUUUCUCAGAGGAGCCGACUUGCGGAAAUCAUCAAGCCUGGGACCAGACUUACUGAGGGUCCUGGUUUUGUCAAUAUAGGAUGAUGAGUAGGAAAUAUUUGCUGUAAAUCCCUGUCCGAAUGGCGAACCACCGAGUGUGCAGGUGGAACCAACGCAUAUGCUAUUUUCUAUAAAAAAAGUAUUAAAAAACGCCGCAGAUCUGCC
This is a messenger RNA of Sphaeroforma arctica JP610, 1723 nucleotides long. RefSeq lists its product as hypothetical. The transcript has 4 exons. The record is from RefSeq and is a predicted model, not a curated record. The annotation marks the transcript as partial. NCBI's taxonomy places the organism in Eukaryota, Ichthyosporea, Ichthyophonida.